Molecule: messenger RNA, 325 nt
Organism: Echinops telfairi (small Madagascar hedgehog)
Lineage: Eukaryota; Metazoa; Chordata; Mammalia; Afrosoricida; Tenrecidae
Product: short transmembrane mitochondrial protein 1-like
Exons: 2
Coding region: 1-219 (72 amino acids)
Source: RefSeq, a predicted model, not a curated record
AUGGCGGCUCAUCAUCUCCAAACGAGCCUGAAAGCAUGUUUUAACAAAGACUGUGAGACCUUCCCCACUGACAUCGUGCUUCAGUUCCUGCUUGGAUUUACCUUUGGCAACAUCGCUGGGAUGUAUCUGGCUCAGAACUAUGACAGACCAACCCUAUCCAAGAAACUUGAAGACCUUCAGAAGGCCUUGGACACCAAGGAGAAGCCACCUAGCUCCUGAGACAACUGCGUUGCCCUUGGACUCACGGACGGGCCCACCCUGAAGGGCUGCCUCACCUUGACCUCAGACCCAUUUCUAUCGCUGUCUCAGGCCCCAAGUUGCCAUU